ACAGGUAAAAAUACACAUCACUGAGUUAUUACCUUUUAUUGUGAUAACUAGUCAUAAUCUAUAAACUAGCAGUAAUAAUACGUGUCUAUUCAGUGUUAAUUGCUGUGACUAGUCGUUUCGCGUCCGUUAUUAAUGUCGAUAUUAUUCGUGUUUGUGCAUUGUGUGAGGUGCGCGCCGUGUUUGUUUAGUUGUUGAUUGAAAUUAAAUUCGUGCGGUCGUAUAUAAAAUUCGGAUUAACUUCACUCCCCAACGAUGCGUGUCUAAUCGGUUAUUGAAGUCGUCGACGUUUGGAGGUCGGUCAAGACUUUGUCUGCAUCUCUUCACUGGUUUAGAAGUACAUAAAACUACUACAAGAUGGCAGCAUUCGUGGCGAAGCAGAUGGUCGGAAACAAGCUGAGCGCUGUUAAAGGAGCGGUCGGCGGAGACGGCGACGAUGGCGACGACAAAGAGAAAGAGGAGGAGGCGGAGCGGGAGCGCCAGGAGGCCAUCCGCGAAGCCGAAGAGCGACGGAAAGAGAAGCACCGGAAGAUGGAGGAGGAGAGGGAAAAGAUGAGGCAGGAAAUAAGAGAUAAGUAUAAUAUCAAGAAGAAGGAAGAAAUACAAGAACAAGUUCAAGAGGAACCCAAUCCGCUGAUGCGGAAGAAGAAGACGCCGGAAGAACUGGCGGCGGAAGCCGAACUCGAGGAGGCGGACGACUUUACAAAGCUGAAGAAUACGAUAGAAACACAAGUAAACGAAAUCAAGACACAGAUAGAGAGUAAAUGCGUAAUGCAAUGAGCGCACUCGCGGACAUCCACAAUCCACAGUAAAAUGCGGCAAUAACUGCGCGGCCUCGACUAACAACCAACUACUCAACAACAACCACCAGUAACCAACUUUACUAACAACAGCUAAUACCCAUUUUUAUUCACAUAGAAGCAUGCAAAACCAACAAACGAAAAAAUUUAAUAAAAUUGUAACACACUCACCAAAAAACUCAAAUGCCAAAGAAAUCAGCGACAGAUCGCUAAAGAUGCGUCAAGGUACCAGACACAUACGAAGAGGAUGACACUAGUGACAUGAUUUUAGCGGUGAGAUGAGCGGCUAGUUUCGAAGCAAACCUAACUAAACAUAUAGCAUACCUGUGAUCGAUUCGAUUUGUUAUCAUUUUAAUAUUUUUAUAAAAAUGUGAACACGGAUAGUCGACGAUUCUGUUUAAGAAGGUACUACUGAAACGCGUGCGCAGUGUCGAUUCGUUUUCGAAUGCAACCAAUGUUUGUCCCUUGAUGGAUUGAUGGUGAACCAUGUCGCGCAGCAGACUGCCAAACAACAACAACAACAACCGCAUUCAACAUCAACAGCAAUGCUGAUUUCAACACACCUUUGAUUCAUUCAUUUAAAGAGACUGCGAUAAACAAUUAACAAAUAUUCAAAGAAAAAGAGAAUCAUGAAAGGAUACGAACACAUGUAGCUUGUAAACAAAUUGUUAAGCGUAUUGACAAACCGAUUGUUGUAUAUAACAUUUAGUUAUUUGGUUUUGUUUAUACCAAGAGACCAGUAUGAAAUUGAACAUGAGCGGAACGUAAUAACGAUGAUGAUGAUGAUGAUGAUGAUGAAAAUGUUACUUCACACUGUCGAACAGCCAGGACGAGAGUUUUUGUUGUCGGAUGGAAUGUUUAACACUUACUCACACAAUACCUAACCUCACACUCGACACACACGAUGAUGCGCUAGCGCGCAUGCGCUUCGCGUUCGAUUCCUGAAUGUUCGGUUCUCCUCGGUUUCGAAGUAAAUGCCCGAUAGUCAUCCAAAUUCCUAUAACUAACUGUUAAACUAAACUGCCUUCGAUGUUGAACUUAAAUCUACACGUCUUCGGGCAUGACGUCUUGGGCUCACUCAGUAACUCAAAGUUUCUACCCAAGACACCGCGCCCCCAGACGUGGUGCUCUCCUUUGCCGAAACCUGUAUCGAUGUUGUGCAAUGGAAAUUCUUGUCUACGUAUCUCUGCACACAGGAAACAAACGACAGACGGAUGUUAUAUAUAUAUAUUGUUUGUUGUUCAUUGUCGUUCUCUUUAAACGUAACGAACAUCUUUGCUGCAAUACCAGAAUCAGAACUAUGUGUAAAUGUGUCUUUACUGUUCUGUCUCUCUCUAUCUCUACACUAUCUUCUCGUGCGUCUUGCGAAAAUUCGACGAUCGACCAACAACGUAAUUUAAUAGGGAAAAUACUAACGCGAUAAUAAACAAGUAAAAAGUAAAGUAAAGAACUAUAACAAUAAGCGACGUGUCGGAUGGAUCGUGGACUACUGCGGAAAUGUAACUUAAAAAACAAAAAUUUAAUGAGUUUUAUUUUCAAGCACUGUUUCCUUUCGUUUCAAAGCUUUUUACAAUGCACAGCAAUUUUCACAUGCACUAAAAUUAAGUUUAAUCUCGAUUCUCUCUUGAAUCCCUUCUAGGAUAUUAUUAUUUUAGGUUAGGUUUUCUUAACCUAAUCACUAUCUCCGCUUUUACGGAUUAUUACGUUUGCAAACUUAAAAAUUUUAUUGAUUUCAUCUAUCUCUACGAAACUUAUAUCUAUCUAUAAUAUGUGUGUCAAUUAAAAGAAUAAUAAUGAGACAAAUUAAGAGAUUAACCUAUUUAAAGAAAAGCGAAUGUAAAUUUAACACGUUAUCAGAAACCAUAGCUAAAAUCUUAUAACCUUAAAUACCAAACAAAACCAACUCAACUUAACCUUGCCUCUAAACCAACAACAUCUGAAACUGAAGCAAAACGAAACGAAAACAAAAUGCAAACAAAUGCAACGCAUAUAUCAUUAUCUCUCUCUCUAUUUCUAUUAGCGUAUGUAUAGUAUGUAUAUCUAUGUCUUUGUCUAUCUAAACGAGAAAAAAUGUAGCUAGAUGGAAAGUAUAAGUAGUGUCGAUGUAUUUUAAAACGUGAAACACUAAUUAUCUAUUUAUCUCUUAUAUCGGUGUCGUUGCUCAUCACGUAACCUAUUACGUAACGUAUUAUUGUACAGCAGGAGUCUUUUUGGCAAAAACGCAAAACAUAACCAAACUCAAAACACACACUCGAUGCGUUCUUUGAAGAAAAAAUAGAUGUAAAUUAUUCACAUUAACAAAACAAGCAAACUUGGAAUUAACAUGGAAUUUGGGUGAUGAGAAAACAAAUGUUUAAUACAAAACAACAACUACAACAACAAGAACAUCAACAACUGUAAAAACAAAUCAACACACAACAAGCUGAAACGUUUCGAUUAUGACACGCGCGCGAUUUUAAUUUCGGUUUUGAUUUGCCACGUUCUCAUUAACAAACAAAAACCAAAAAUACAAAACAUUUACGAUUGCCGAACGUGCAAUGCAAGUGCAAGUAACAAUGCAAACAAUGAUGUAAACACGAAUAUUACCUACUAGGAUAAGCACCAAAAACAAAUAUAAUAUUAUUCAACGGCCGGUUUCCGUGCAAUGCGUCAUUUGUAAAGUAAUGGCGGGUGGCACGGGACGGCAUAUUUUUAUUGUUAUCACCUCAAUGUGGAGAAAAUAAUAAGCAAUGUAGUCUUAUAGUGUGUGAUACUUAUUAUAAUUAUUAUGAGAAACCAAAACAAAACGAUCGAAACGAACAAAAUUUUAAGCAACUUUGAGAAUGUUAUGUUAACUAAUUGUUGUUGAUUUUGGGAAUGUAUGUAUUUCGAAUAUUUAUCAAUUUGUGUAAUCGUUUCGAUUUGAAUUUGAAUUUCCAAUCGUGCAAAUAACUGCAACGGAGACAACGACACUAUAUAAACAUAAUUUAGUCUACUACAUCCUAUUAAAAAACACACAUGAGAAAUCUUAUGCGACAAUGCGUGUAUUAUAUAGAACAUUCCGUAAUGAAAUCAUUCCUCCUUGUAUUAUGUGUGUGUAUAACGCAGAGUGCGAAUGAGCUUUGAGAAAUGACGUACGUAACGAUGCAAAUUCGGCCUUAGAUCAUCGCAAAAUUCAACCGAAACGUAAAUUUCAAAAACUAACACACAAAAUAAAGUAAUGGAUGCUUCUGCUUUCGUAUCUACACAAUGCGCUGCUGUGAGACGUACUGGAUGACGAUGGAAUGAGCUUGUGAUAGGAGAAAAAAUUAAAACCACUUUGAUUUGCGUAAAGCGCGUGGAAAACCAGACGAGCGAAAAACGAGAGAGUUGUGGGAUCGGUGAGUGUACCCCACAGAGUAAGAAACGAAAUGAUUGAAGUACUACCCAUCGUUAUAAAAAUUAAGCAACCAAAAAACAUGAAAAUGAAUAAUGUUGUAUUGUUAAAACAAUUGAUAAUCGCAGUAUAUAUGAUAUACACAUACAAUAUAUGCGUAAGGUAUAUUGUAUUGUAGAUAUUGUUGUUAAUUCAGGAAUAAAAAAAAUGUUUAGUUCUGUUCGGUCGUCGUUUCGCUAUGGCUCUCAAUAGCAACACAAAAUCUACCAAGUGAAAUAACUAAAUAAAUAUGUAUUUGUACUAAACACUCACUCAAAACUAUCUGGAAACAAGCAGCAAAUGAAAUGAAAUUUUUGUAAAAAUGUUAGAGAGGCGAAGGACGACCGAAUGUAGGCAGCCUUUUGUAUUUAUACACUUAUUAUUACCAGUAAAUGAAAAUGAUGACAAAAAAAGAAAAAAACUUGUUUCAUUGACGCAGUGAGACAAACAUGUUGUAGUUUGCCAGAGUACCUCUAGUUAUAGUUACGGCUGUUCACGUUGUUAUAUAAUAAAUAAGUAUAAGCUAAAUGACAAACAUGAUGAUGAUGAAUAUGAUACCGAACAAAAGCAAACCAAACCAAAAAAUGAAGGAUACUGGUAAAUGACAUAUGAAAAUAACACAGAAUAAUAAUUACGAGGAUGGUAAUAGUUGAUACAGAACACAAACAUGUACCACGAUAUUUGCUAGCGUUUAUUUAGCGAAUAAAACUUGUUGUUAGUUGUGUGACACCUAAGACAACGCUAAAUGAUAUUAUGACACAAUGCGGAAACAUGAGAGAUAAUAAAGAAGAUUACAGUUUCAAAAA
Messenger RNA from Dalotia coriaria, 4997 nucleotides. RefSeq names its product synaptic transmission protein complexin (gene cpx). Gene Ontology annotation, molecular function: syntaxin binding. The coding region runs from base 355 to 777 and encodes 140 amino acids. The transcript has 6 exons. The record is from RefSeq and is a predicted model, not a curated record. Gene Ontology annotation, biological process: regulation of neurotransmitter secretion; synaptic vesicle exocytosis; neurotransmitter transport. NCBI's taxonomy places the organism in Eukaryota, Metazoa, Arthropoda, Insecta, Coleoptera, Staphylinidae. Gene Ontology annotation, cellular component: terminal bouton; SNARE complex.